AUGGCGACUGCCACUGCGGCUCGCAAUUUUUCAUGGAAUAAACAGCACAGCAACGAGCGAUUCAAACAGUGCGGUCGCAACAUUAAACCAGCUCGCACAAUAAGGCCAAAUGGCAGUUUCCCCUCGUUGACACGAAGCCUUAGCUUUGGCUCGCCAACAUUCCCGAGGCGAAAGCCCUCUCCUAUAAGACGUAAAUCGAAGUCAGUCCACUUUGCAGACUCGAAAGGACUCGAUCUUGUCUCGGUGCAGACUUUCAACGAGGAAAAAGAGAUCCACGAUCACUUCUCAAAGCUUGCAAGCUUUGCACAGACGACAGCUGGUAAACGCCGAUUGAAACACGAGCAGAACUCGUGCAAGAAUAAAAAGAGCAACGAUACACAGUCUAGGAAGCUCUCUGAGAAAGUCACGAAGCAGCUAGCCUGGCAGAGAGUUUGCGUAGAAAAAACUGAAUUCCUAAAAUCUGGAAAUAUUCGUGGAGAAGUGUUCGUUGCGAAUCUGGCAUAUGAGAAACAUGUGAAAGCGCGCUUUAGUUGGGACUCUUGGCAUACACAGCGAGAAAUUGACGGUGAAUUUCAUUCAAAUUGUACCAAGGAUAUUGAUAAGUUUGUGUUCGAGAUCCCUAUACCGGAAGAAUGUACAGUAAAGAACUUUAAAGUUGAAUUUGCCGUGAGUUAUACGGUGCUGGGAGAUACCUAUUGGGACAACAACAACGGUUUUAAUUACCAUGUAUUGUUUGCCAGUCAUAAUUAA
Messenger RNA from Paramuricea clavata, 750 nucleotides. The record is from the annotation of a GenBank genome assembly. Lineage: Eukaryota; Metazoa; Cnidaria; Anthozoa; Malacalcyonacea; Plexauridae.